Trichoderma harzianum CBS 226.95 is the source of this 822-nucleotide messenger RNA. RefSeq lists its product as hypothetical. The transcript has a single exon. NCBI's taxonomy places the organism in Eukaryota, Fungi, Ascomycota, Sordariomycetes, Hypocreales, Hypocreaceae. Gene Ontology annotation, cellular component: plasma membrane. The coding region runs from base 103 to 759 and encodes 218 amino acids. The record is from RefSeq and is a predicted model, not a curated record.
CUCAUCUUACAUAUAAGUCUCUCACAGUCCUCACUUACACUCAACACUCACUCACUCAUCCUCACUCACACACAAAAAACAAAUCAAUACAUUUCAUUCACAAUGACUGCUGACGGCGACCAAACCCACAAAGACGCCACCCUCGUCUACAACUACCACCGCAUGAACAUGCCCCUCCUCCUCGCAGACGCAAUCUUCUGCCUCUGCAGCCUCGACACCCGCAUCGCCGCCCACGCAGCCCAGCUCUACCUCGACGGCUUCGCCCCCUACCUCAUCUUCUCCGGCGACUCAGGCGCCCUCACAAAGGGCCUCUUCACGGAGCCCGAGGCCGUCGUCUUCGCCGCCAUCGCCCGCGAGAUGGGCGUCCCCGAAGACCGCAUCAUCGUCGAGCCCAAGGCGCGCAACACGGGCGAAAACGUCCGCUUCACGCACGCCCUGCUCCGGGAAAAAGGGUUCGAGUUCAAGAGUCUUGUUUUAGUGCAGAAGCCGUACAUGGAGAGGAGGACGUACGCGACGUUUCGGAAGCAGUGGCCUGAGGAGGGGACGAUGUUUGCUGUGUCUUCGCCGCCGCUGAGCUUUGAUGAGUACCCUGAUGUGAAUAAUCCGAGGGAUCUUGUCACAAGUAUUAUGGUGGGGGAUUUGAUUCGCAUUAGGGAGUAUCCGGCGCGUGGGUUUCAGAUUGAGCAGGAGAUUCCUGACGAUGUGUGGGAGGCUGGGCAGAGGCUGAUCAAGGCGGGUUAUGAUAAGCAUUUGCCGUGAGAGUUUGUGCAAUGUGGUGAAGAUUUAUAAAGCAAUUGUCAAUUAGAGUCGAUGUUAUUAGAC